Messenger RNA from Zalophus californianus (California sea lion), 456 nucleotides. RefSeq names its product putative ubiquitin-like protein FUBI-like protein ENSP00000310146. Gene Ontology annotation, molecular function: structural constituent of ribosome; protein binding. Gene Ontology annotation, biological process: translation. NCBI's taxonomy places the organism in Eukaryota, Metazoa, Chordata, Mammalia, Carnivora, Otariidae. Gene Ontology annotation, cellular component: cytosolic small ribosomal subunit; ribosome. The record is from RefSeq and is a predicted model, not a curated record.
UCUCGACUCCAUCUUCGCGGUAGUGGCUGCAGUGCCCGCAGUUCAGUCGCCGACAUACAGCUCUUUGUCCGCGCCCAGGAGCUACACACCCUCGAGGUGACCGGCCAGGAGGCGGUCGCCCAGAUCAAGGCUCAUGUAGCCUCCCUGGAGGGCAUCGCUCCAGUAGAUCAAGUCGUGCUCCUGGCAGGCACGCCCCUGGAGGAUGAGGCUACCCUACUAGGUCAGUGUGGAGUGGAGGCUCUGACCACCCUGGAAGUAGCUAGCCACAUGCUUGGAGGUAAAGUCCAUGGUUCCCUGGCCCGUGCUGGGAAAGUAAGAGGGCAGACUCCCAAGGUGGCCAAACAGGAGAAAAAGAAGAAGACAGGCCAAGCCAAGCGGUGGAUGCAGUACAACCAGCGCUUUGUCAACGUUGUGCCCACUUUUGGCAAGAAGAAGGGCCCCAAUGCCAACUCUUAA